This is a messenger RNA of Drosophila grimshawi, 561 nucleotides long. RefSeq names its product augmin complex subunit wac. Bases 16 to 507 code for a protein of 163 amino acids. The record is from RefSeq and is a predicted model, not a curated record. NCBI's taxonomy places the organism in Eukaryota, Metazoa, Arthropoda, Insecta, Diptera, Drosophilidae. The transcript has 4 exons.
UUAUUCUUCUUCAAAAUGGACAAUUUAAAGCUGCAGAGAGAAGUGAUAGCUUUGAAAAGAUUUGCAAAUCACUUGGAGAACACUCUAAAACUCGUCAGCAUUGAGCUCUCCGAUUUGCCGGACGAUGUUUUGAUGUUGCUCGACAAAUGUGUGGAAAUUCAGGCAAGCGAAAAUCUGAAUGAGCUGAACUUAAACUAUUUACGCGAAAUUUACUACUGCAACAAAAGCGAAUAUAUAGAGAACAAGCUUACUGUUGCGAAGCACGCGGCAACGAUAAAAAAUCUUAAAAAGUCUAUAAAAGAAUCGGGAAUGGAUAUUGCCGAUUUGGAAAGAUUUAUGAGCAUAGUCGAUAAGCGAAUAAUUCCGGAUGCCGAACAGAAGCUCAAUAUCGUUGAAAUAGACGAAAAAUCCAAAUAUUUUCAGUUCAGACAAACCGAGUUCAACGUGCCAGAUAACUUUAGCAUUGAGUCAGUAAUAGAAAAGGUCGAAUUGUUGGAGGACAAGUAAAGCGAGCACAAUUUUUUGUAUAAAAAUUAUUUUUAAUGUAUUUUUUUUAUUUAA